UCAAAGACCCACUCUCCGGCCAGCCAUCCUGGGAUUAGGCUGUUCUAACAGCCUGGCUGACACUCUGUGCAGGAAUAAAGUCCUGCUGUCUGGAGGCAGCACACUCAAAUGUGCUUCGCAGCCCUCCAGAAGGAACUCUAGAACUGAAAGAGCAACAAUCAAGAUCUUUGAAGAUUUCAAAACGAUGCUAAUUUGAAAUAAUCUUUGAAAAUAUCCAACUUAAAAAAAAUACUAAAACACUCUGGGUCUUGGGGUUUUUUUUUUUUCCCUCUUUUCUUAAGGACUGCAAGCCGUUUAGUUACCAAAUUUGUUCCUGAGCCAUAUGGAAAAAUCAGUUCUGUCCUGUUAAACUGGUUGCGCUGUUUUGGUUUUCAUCUGUCUACAGAGAUCUGAACAGUGUAUGUUGUUUUAUUUUAUGCUUUCGGCAGAAAAAGCGAGUGGUCUGGAGAUCAUCUGGCCAGGAAAACAAUAGUACUGAAGAUGUCCUGCUUCUGGCUUUAUCUGCCUCUCCAUCUCCUAGCAGUGGCUUUCUUGUGUCAUUCCAUAAAAGCACUCACCACCAGUUCCCAACAGAACUUCAAGACCGAUCUCUUCAAUUUCUACCACUCCCUGCUACUUGCUGAUGGGAAGGAAACAACAGUUCACCUGCUGAAGGAUAUUCCUAAAAGGUACUACUUUGUUUUGGAGGAAGGCAGAGCCCUUGCACCUUUCACGAUAACAGUGACCCCCUGUGAUGUUCCCAUCGAAUGGAGCAUACUCGUGCACAAGGCUUCAGCAAGUUUCCUUGGAAAAGCAGCACAAGGUGAUCAUGAGGUCUCAAAAUCUCAGAAGGCUCUAAGUAUGGUGUCUACAAUUUUUAAUUUUAAGGGAAAUUCUGUAGAGACUUACAUGGGUAUGUCUCCUCAUUCUGCCCUUUACAUUCUUGAGUUCUUAUCCACUGAGCGAGACACACACAUUACUGUGUACUUAACAACUGACACAACAUCUGGGCACCUCUUUCCAGAACUUCCAUCAGAUCCACGCUUAGACGUUAUUGGCAUUGGGCAUACAACAGUGACUCUGACCUGGAAACAUAGUCCCUCUGUCUUGCAACAUAGAGAAAAUAUCCAGUACUGUCUUCUAGUUAACGAAAAGCACAACUAUAAGAGCUUAUGUGCUGCUGAGACAGCAAUCAGAUCUUCUGGAAUGAAACUGCCACCUACCUUAGCUUUGUCUCUCUCCCCACACCUUCUUGAACCACAGCAGGUGAUGAUAUUGUCCAACAGUGAAUUGAGCAUCAUCAGCAAAGCAAGUAGUGGGGAAGUCAGGCAGAUAUGCAUGGGUACCAAGAACACCUACACUGUGCCCAAUCUCAGUCCCAGCACUCAGUACUACUUCGAUGUUUUUGUCGUCAAUCUCCUCACAAAUGCCAGUGCUGCUUACACCGGGACAUUUGCAAGAACCCUGGAUGAACCCGAACCUAAGGCCAUGGAGCUGAAAGAUGGAAAAGUGAUUCAGGUUGUCCUGGAUGGGACAAACCAGAAAUUCUACAAUCUGCAGUACCAGGCAAGACACAAAAAGAUACAAUUCGCCUUUCAGUUGUGUCGUGGACAAGUACAGGUUCACAUAACAAAGAAUGGCAAACCAGUGGUGUCGGAAAAUAUCUCAGGGCUGAAGUAUUUCUCACUGAAGGGAAAGUUUCUAGACACAUAUCUGGUGCAGCUGAGGUCCACAGAGGAGUCUAACUCUUCCAUCAAAGUACAGGUGUCCCCCCCUUUACACAAGCCCUUAUUCCCACUUCUUCCAGACAGCUUAAAAAUUAAGUCCUUCAGUAAACUGAGGACCUGCAACUCUGUCACCAUUGCCUGGCUAGGAACACAAGAGGAGAGCAAGUACUGUGUAUAUAAGAAAAAAAUUGAAGAAGAUCAGGUCUGGACGGAACUGCAAAGUGCAGACAGGUGUUCUGGACCUGAAACUCGGCGCAAGUCAGAGAAAGUGCUGUGCAAGUACUUCUUUGAUGUGAAUCUCCAGCGAGCUGUCACCACAGAAACCAUCAAAGGACUGGACUUGGGGACGCUUUACUUGUUUGAUGUUUACCUCUUUGGGCCAUCUGGCAUCCCUGUCAGAUAUCACAGCAAAGUUGUUAAGACCAGAAAAAAAUGUUGAAGGUUUUUAAAGAAAUGUUUUGAAGUCAGUGAGUGAAGACUGUUAUUAAAACCAAGGCCAAUCCAUGCCAUAGCCUGGGCAGUUUAGAACAUGCUCACUCACAAAAAAAAUUAAAGCUGUGAGAUUUUAUGGAGGAAACAUCUUAGUUGUACAGAUCGCUAUGUUUACAUUUGCAUCUCCUCUCCUGUAUAAGGUGGGAUUUUUCCCCCUCAUCUAUCUCAUUCGGAUAGCAAAAAAAGAUCUGUGAAACAAACCCAUGAAAAUGGAAACAAAAUCCCUACAAUGGCACCUGUGAGAAACAGAUUCGCUUCUGAAAAUGUUUCUGAAAUCCCACAAAGAAAUGAUGGGAAAUGCCUCGCAAGAAUCACACAUCAUUAUUUUAAAGUCCCAGAGAAUCUUCCAUUUUGCGCAACUCCAUCUGCUGACGAAGAACUGAGAGACUACACAAGUCAAACUGAACUUCUCCACUGUUUGAACAGGGAUGGAGACAAAUUAAAUAAAACCCAGAGAGGGGAACUGGUGUAAAGCACCACACCUUGAGUGACGCAGGCUGAAAUUCACCUUCCCUUAUUACCUGCAUGGGUGCUUGGCUUUCUUUUCCAUAGAUAAACUGUGCUUGGUUAGAAACAGACAAAACACAGACCAAGAACUGGCUCUGGAUCCCACUUUUCUAGGGAGUAUACAAAUACACUGCUGUGCUGCUGUCCAUUGAGGAAAGCAGUAAGGCAUCCUGCUGUGGUAAGGAGGUUUUUAUCGAUAGUUUCUGAUACUAAGCCCAUGUCUCUCCCUGAGUGACUCCUGAGUGUAACAGACAACUCUUUACUAUCCUUAACCCAACCUAUAUCAAUGAAUGUGUUGCUUUAGGAAAAAUUAAAUGUUGUUUUCCUAUUAAAUAUAAGAGGGAAAAUGUUUGUAGUAAAGAUCCUGAUAAACCUUUUGUUGUCUUGUUUCC
Messenger RNA from Cuculus canorus (common cuckoo), 3097 nucleotides. Its product is annotated as protein NDNF. Gene Ontology annotation, biological process: extracellular matrix organization. NCBI's taxonomy places the organism in Eukaryota, Metazoa, Chordata, Aves, Cuculiformes, Cuculidae. Bases 481 to 2145 code for a protein of 554 amino acids. Gene Ontology annotation, molecular function: protein binding. The record is from RefSeq and is a predicted model, not a curated record. The transcript has 4 exons.